Messenger RNA from Heterobasidion irregulare TC 32-1, 1599 nucleotides. RefSeq lists its product as uncharacterized. The coding region runs from base 1 to 1599 and encodes 532 amino acids. Lineage: Eukaryota; Fungi; Basidiomycota; Agaricomycetes; Russulales; Bondarzewiaceae. The transcript has 11 exons. The record is from RefSeq and is a predicted model, not a curated record. Gene Ontology annotation, molecular function: oxidoreductase activity, acting on paired donors, with incorporation or reduction of molecular oxygen; monooxygenase activity; iron ion binding.
AUGUCCUCCUUGAACGGUGUGGUGAGCUGGCGCCUCGCGUUGGGAGCAGCGUCUGCUAUCUUCAUCCUGUCGAAAGUCUUCAAAUUGUUGAACGGAAUAAAGGCCGUUAAUGGAGUCAGAGGGCUUCGUGUCCCUUUCCAACCACUGGCUAUGCCAGCCGUCAUAUUUCCGUCGUCCUGGUGGAACCCGGGGGUUUACUUCACCUGGAGUGAACGAUUGACCUUCUAUCGUAAGUGGGGCUCUGAGGUUGUGUCAAUUGUUCCAUUCCUUUCGGGUAGGCCAACUUUGUACACGUCCAACAUCGAUGUCGCACGCCAGGUCGUUGCGGGCGGUAUCAAGUCUCCCUGGAUCAAGCCAGAGUCUGCUAGCCAGGCCAUGAUGAUCUGGGGCAUGAACCUCAUUGCGUCUGAGAAGGAGACGUGGCGAAGACAUAGGCGCAUCAUGGGCCCUGCAUUCAAUCCAAAGACGUACAGUUUGGUAUGGUCUGAGACCCUGCGUAUAUUCAAGGACAUGGUUUCCUCUGAGGGGUGGGACACCAAGGAUUCUGUGGAAAUUGCCGUGAUACAGGAAUACACGUUCAAACUGGCCCUAUACGUUAUCUCGUCUGUUGGAUUCGGUUUGCCCUUCAUAUGGGAUGCCCCUCCUACGAAUGAAGACGGGAGCAUGCCUCUUCAGGAAGCUUUCAAGACGUUUACAGACCAUCCGACGCUAUGGCUUGCUGCGCCGAAGUGGUUGUAUAAACUGCCUUUCAAAUGGAUUCCCGACCUGCCUGCUGCGCACAGCGUAUUACAGAACUAUAUGACGAUACAAAUCAAUGAGCGCAAGGUGGCGCUGGCGAGCGACUCAAGUGGCACAGAGAGUCAGAGGAGCGAUGUUUUCAGCUUGCUUGUUCGCGCGAACAACGAAGACGAGAAGCUACAGUUAGAUGACAGCGAAGUGAUCGGAAAUGUGUUUGGUCUGCUCUUUGCUGGACACGAGACUACUGCUCACACACUCGCGGCUACCCUUGGAUUCCUCGGGAUCCAUCCCCAAAUUCAGAAGGAGGUCUACGAAGAAAUAAUUCAAGUUAUCGGACAUGACCGCGACCCGACGUAUGAAGAUUUCAACAAAUUGGAGAAAGUCCUCAGCGUCUUUUACGAGUCAUUACGGCUAUAUCCCGCAGGAUACGUGAUGAUCCGCGAAGCGAUUGAGGAUACUGUGCUUACCAUCCCUUCUGAGCUUGGCAAACCUGGAAACCGGAGCAUCGCGAUUCAGAAGGGUGCACAGGUGGUCGUGGAUAUGGUCGGCGUUCAAUAUAACCCUAGAUAUUUCACCGACCCUUAUAAGUACGACCCUUCGAGGUGGUAUGGAACCAUGAACGACUCUGAGGCUGCUUCUGCAUUCAGCUUUGGCCCUCGGACUUGCAUUGGACGUCACUUUGCGGCUAUGGAGGCGGUGUGCUUCCUCACUUUGCUAAUCAAAGACUGGCACGUCGAGCCCAUCAUGAAGGAAGGGGAGACGGGGGAGCAAUGGAGGGAGAGGGUUAUGCCAGCUGCGAUGAUGUUGACACUGGGCGUAUCUCCCGUGCCAGUGCGGCUACGGAGGAGAAGCCAUUCAUAG